GACCUCCAGAUAAACUUCCUCAGCCCACAAGGCCUUCACCGACAGUCCCACCAGCUCGCUCACACCCUCCCGUCGAUCCACGCAAAAAUGACAGGCAGACACGGCCGCCGCGAAUACCCACAGGCGAUAAACCAACACACCCCAACGCCAAACCUGACAUCUGUGACGGCGGCUUCAACACACUCGCCAUACUCAGGAGAGAGAUGUUCGUCUUUAAGGAUCACUGGUUUUGGAGGGUGAGAGAUAACGCCGUGAUGCCCGGCUACCCGAUGCUCAUCAAUGUCUUCUGGAGGGGUUUGCCGCCCAAGAUUGAUGCCGUCUAUGAAAACAGCAAGGGAAAAUUUGUGUUCUUUAAAGGGAAGCAGUUCUGGGUGUUCAAGGACACAAUGCUCCUGCCCGGAUACCCGCAGGACAUCACAAUGUUUGGGAACGGCAUGCCGGCGCAGAGUAUAGAGAUGGCCGUCUGGUGGGAGGACGUGGCCAAGACCUACUUCUUCAAAGGAGACAGGUAUUGGAGAUAUAAUGAGGACAUGAGAACGAUGGAUCCCGGUUAUCCCAAGUCCAUCACGGUGUGGAAAGGCGUCCCAGAUUCUCCACAGGGAGCAUUUGUGGAUAAAGCGAACGGUUUCACAUACUUCUACAAGGGCAAAGAGUACUGGAAGUUCAACAACCACAGGCUGCGUGUGGAGCCGGGUUACCCUCGUUCCAUCCUCAAAGACUUCAUGGGCUGCGACCUCGUGCCCAUCGACCCGGACCUGCACGCCACCGAGGACAAAAACGAGGUCAUUAAACUGGACAACGAAACCAGCACUGUCAAAGCCGUCGCCAUCGUCAUCCCCUGCGUGCUGGCGUUGUGUCUGCUGGUGCUCAUCUACACCGUCUUUCAGUUCAAGCGGAAGGGGACGCCCCGACACAUACUGUACUGCAGACGCUCCAUGCAGGAGUGGGUGUGAAGCGGACCACCACUGGAGGAUAUUUGGUGGAGAAAACACCCCCCCAAAAAACCUGCAGGACAGCAAGAGCCUUUGCUUUGAUUUCCCUCUCCAGGAGACGAGGGGUGCGUUUAUGCUCUAACAACCCCCCCCAAAAAAAACAACAGGACGUCCAGGAGGCUCGCGGGUGCAUUCAGUGCCACUGUCCGACGUGGAAAUUGCCGAUUGCUAUACCUUUAGGUUUUUACGAGUGCACGCUAAAGAUUAAAAAAAGCAAAAGAAAAUUUGUUGUUUUUUUGGGCUCCGGUCUAUUUAUUUUAUGCGAACCGAAAAUAUGUCCCUUUAAAAAAAAAAAAACAUGCUCCCAAAACCAAAUAAAAGACUCUCUCCAAAGAGGAUCGUACUUUCUUUUGACGCUUUCGUCACUUUUAAUUGUUUCGUUUUCUCCUAUCUUACGUUUUUUUGACUGUUGUGGCAGUCUGUCUCAAAAACAGGGGCCAAAAUUUUUGCAAUAUUUUUUAACAGCCUUAAUUACGGAUGGUGUCGUUUAAGUCGUUUGUUUUAUUUUCGAGCUCCGCUUCAUAUUUUUCGUCUGAUGGAAAGGCAGUGCUAUAUUGCUUUGAGAUUGAAGAUUGGUGGUUAACCUCAGCCUAAACUGAAGCAUAUCAAACAGAGGGAAGACCAAGCCACUGCAAUGAAGAAUCACUUCUUUUCGAAUCCCUUCCGAUGGUUGAACUGCUUGAACCAUAUCGCUCGCUUGUUUGGUCGGAUCUGAGAGUUCCUUUCUUUUUAUAAACCGAAAGAUUCGAGACAUGAGCAUGUCAUCUCCUUCGGACUCUGCCUUGUUUUUAAGGUCUGAAUGGGAUCCUAAAAUCUUGACCUUUGAACCCGAACCACCAGAGCAACUCAGGACAGCGCUUGAUUCAAAGUGUAUGCAAGCCUUCACAUCCAGUCCUGUGUCUUUAUUAUCAACCGAGAAGAAAAUCGAGGAUUUAUCAUGUAACGUUUCACCGUUUCGCUUGUGAUUCGAGUUUCUGCAACAGGACGAUUUUUUUAAUGUUUAUUUUUUGAACUCUUAUUUUUGGUUCUUGUGUUCUCUCGCAGUCUGACUCUGAGUCGAUUCUUUGCAUUGAACAGAUGUUUGAACAUAUACUUAUUUGCUUGCAUUAACUUUUUUUAAAACGUUUUAGGUUUUAUUUUGGUACAUUUGAACAAAUCGAAUGGUCUCAACCUCAAUUUAAAGUGGUACUCACCGCACGUUUCCUUUAGAUGUGAAAAAGCGUCUGCGCUCUAAAGGAAAUCAUGUGUGUUUCUGGCAAGCGGUGUUUGAAUGUCUGUCUAUUGAUGCUAGAUUUUUCUUUUUCAUUGUUUUACAAAAAAAAAAAAAAAAAGGAAAAAUAUGAGACAUUCUUCAAAUUCAUGUACUUCAUGACUCGGUUUGGGACGAACCGUCCUGACAGAUUUAAUAAAUUAAUCAGUAUAUGAUUAAAAAUGCCUUUC
This is a messenger RNA of Danio rerio (zebrafish), 2432 nucleotides long. Lineage: Eukaryota; Metazoa; Chordata; Actinopteri; Cypriniformes; Danionidae. The record is from RefSeq and is a predicted model, not a curated record.